AUGUGGCCAGGAGAGAACCUAACUUCGGAUUUUUCCGUCUCGUCCUUCGGCCUGGCGGUGCCGCAGCUGGUCGAGGGUUCGCAUCCGCAUCCGCAGCAGCAGCAGCAGCUCGAGCCAUCGGGCAGCAACCACGACGUGAACUGCGGCAUGCUCGGCUUGUACCCGUCCUUCCUGCAGGGCUACCGCACGCACCGGUGCUACCUCAUGUGCCUCUGCGUGCUCGGCAUGACGCAGGGCUUCGUCGUCAACGGCCUGGUCUCCGUGGUGACGCCCACCAUCGAGAAGCGCUUCCAGCUGCUGGGCAUCGAAGUCGGGAUGAUCCAGAGCAUGUUCAACGUGGCGUCAUGCAUCAUGACAACGCCCGUCAGCUACCACGGGGGCGUCGGCCACAAGCCGGUCAUAAUGGGCAUCGGCGCUCUCAUUGUGGCCACCGGCUCCAUGGUGUUCGCCUCCCCGCACUUCCUGGCGCCGCCGUACAUAUCGCUGGGCAGCGGUUCCACCGACGUCUGCCCCCAGCGGGGCCCAGGAAAGUGCGGCGCCCUGGCACGGUCCGGCGCAACCAGCGCCAACUCCUUCAAGUACUUCUUCAUGGUGGGGCACGCGCUGCAUGGCGUCGGCUCGUCGCCAUUCUUCACCCUCGGCGUGGCUUACCUGGACCAAAACACGCCAUCGGCCAGCGCGUCUAUCUACAUGGGUAUAUUUUACGCCACGUCCGUCCUGGGACCUGCCAUGGGCUUCAUCCUUGGCGGUUACUUCCUUUCGAAAUACACCGACAUAACCGCCGAUUCUUCGAAGCUAGGCAUGGACCCUUCGAGUGCCAACUGGGUGGGCGCUUGGUGGCUCGGCUUCUUCUGCGCCUCCAUUGUCACCUUCCUCACCGCCUUUCCCAUCGCGAGCUUUCCAAGGGCGUUACCGACUGCCGUAGAACGGGCGAGAGAUCUGUCGAGGCUGCAGAAAGAGAAGGCGAUGAAAUCCCAGAAGCAGGCGCCGAGCGAAGCCGAUGCGCAAGCUGCACCAAAGGUCCAGGCUAUACCAGAUGCCCGGACUACUACGCAGGCCACCGAAGCUCCUCCGGCUGUCCGUGGAGCUAGGACUACACCGGUCAUCCAGGCUAGUCCGGCUAUCCAGGUUACUCAGUACACACAGGCUACUCGGGGCAACCAGGUUAUCCUGGACACCCAGAAUAAGCCGGGUUCUCAAGACGCGCAGGGGGCAGCUGACCACGAUGCCUCUCAGGAUAUGCAGAUCGCGAUGGAGCCGAUUGUUGGGAAGGCGCACAACAGAAGCCUCGUAAACCACAUCAAGAGGCUCAUAUGCAACCCUAUCUUCGUCUGCCUCACGCUCGCUGCGUGCGCUGAAACGAUGAUCGCGUCCGGGCUCACCGGAUUCGCAACGAAGAUUUUCAUCUCCAUGUUUGGCAUCUCAUCUAGCCAGGCGUCCACCCUUCUAGGCAUCGUAUCUGUGCCGAGUGCUUGCGGGGGAACCCUGCUGGGAGGCUACGCCAUUACGAAGUUGAACCUCAAGUCGUCCACGAUCGUGCGCUACUGCGUCGUGCUGUCCUUCGUACCGUGGUUCACGCUCUUCGUGUUCAUGCACUCCUGCCCCAGCAGUCAUAGCGCACUUGUCAACAUCAGCACCUGGGGCGAAGACCGGACGCUCACCUUCCGCGACCUGAGGCACAGCUGCAACGGGUACUGCAACUGCUCGGGCGUCGGUUACGACCCGGUGUGUGGGAGCGAUAACUUCACUUACUACUCGCCUUGCGUUGCCGGAUGCGGCCACGUGAGGAACUUCCGGAAGACUAAGGUAGGCAACCAAUUCCGCCUCAGAACACGCAGGUGGCUGACGUAA
Messenger RNA from Rhipicephalus sanguineus (brown dog tick), 1851 nucleotides. RefSeq names its product solute carrier organic anion transporter family member 4A1. The record is from RefSeq and is a predicted model, not a curated record. Gene Ontology annotation, molecular function: protein binding. Lineage: Eukaryota; Metazoa; Arthropoda; Arachnida; Ixodida; Ixodidae. The coding region runs from base 1 to 1851 and encodes 616 amino acids. Gene Ontology annotation, biological process: sodium-independent organic anion transport; transmembrane transport. Gene Ontology annotation, cellular component: membrane. The transcript has 9 exons.